AUGGCGUCGCACAACAUCGACCCUCUGCGCGCCCUCCUGCACCCCACGACGCGCCACGAGACUGCCCAGGCCGUGUUCGCCGCCAACUGCACGGCUCUCGCAUACACCAGCGUCGACGUUGUCGGCGAGCUGCCGCACGAUCCGCUUCCGCCGCCGCUCACGCCUCCCGGCUGUGCCUUCUUGUUCCUCGGCGAGGAGACUACGCGGCCGGCGCACAAAGCAGCUGCCGGCGCCGGGCACCCCACCACCGUCUUCCUCGACUCGAAGCUGCGGCCGACUGCUCCCCUCCACGCGCUCGAGCGCUUCCUUGCCGGCGCGCGUUUUGCUCUCCGCUAG
Messenger RNA from Emiliania huxleyi CCMP1516, 336 nucleotides. RefSeq lists its product as hypothetical. Bases 1 to 336 code for a protein of 111 amino acids. NCBI's taxonomy places the organism in Eukaryota, Haptophyta, Isochrysidales, Noelaerhabdaceae. The transcript has 3 exons. The record is from RefSeq and is a predicted model, not a curated record.